Messenger RNA from Neospora caninum, 19329 nucleotides. RefSeq lists its product as hypothetical. Bases 1 to 19329 code for a protein of 6442 amino acids. Gene Ontology annotation, molecular function: 1-phosphatidylinositol 4-kinase activity. Lineage: Eukaryota; Apicomplexa; Conoidasida; Eucoccidiorida; Sarcocystidae. The record is from RefSeq and is a predicted model, not a curated record. Gene Ontology annotation, cellular component: plasma membrane; cytoplasm. The transcript is spliced from 19 exons. Gene Ontology annotation, biological process: phosphatidylinositol-mediated signaling; phosphatidylinositol phosphate biosynthetic process.
AUGGCGAACCCUGCGCCAGGUGAUCCGCCUCCCUCUUUCGGCCCACAAACAGCGCGCACUGCCUCCGUCUCCUCUUCGUUUUCUUCCUUUUCUUCUUCCUCCGCAUGCGCGGCUCGAAGGGACCUCAGCGGCCUGCCGGCGUGUGCCGAUUCGAGGCCAGGAAAGGAAGUGGAAUCGUUGCAGGGAGCAGAGAGAGGUGAAGAACAGAGUGAGGAAGAUGGAAACGAACAAAGAAAAGCUGGGUCUUCUCCAACAGGGGGCGGCUCCGACGGAGCCGGCAGCCGAGAACGUCAAAGACAAAGACAGUCAGGGGACUGCGGGCUGCUCUCGCGUCGGACCUGCGACAGAGGAGACAGCUGGUGGGGCGAAGGGAGACACAGCGCAAGAGAGGAGCAAAGGCCUUCUCUGCUUUCGAGCAGAGAAGAGCUUUCACUCCCUCUGGCGCGUCUGCUGUCUCAGCCGGAACCGUUAGCCCUCCCUCCCGUGCGAGAAAUCGCGGAGUGUCUUGCUCACCUCCCGACGCUUCGGCCCUCGGAUGUGCGCGGCUUCUGGGACACCCUCUUCGUUGUCGGCCCCGUACUGGUCCGCGACUUCGCGGAUGCCUGCGCGGUUCACGAGGCGACAGCGCGAAGCGGACACGACGCGGUUUUCAGUCACGGAGACGAAUCACGCGUUGAACACUCUUCGUUUCCUUCGCCCCUUCCAUCUCGCACAUCGCCGAAACCGCGCGACGCCAGGGGGCCGGUUUCUGCAGGAGACAACGAGGCAAGGGAACACGAAAGGGAACAGCGAGAGCUAGGGGGGAGAAGAGAGUCGUGCACACGCGACGACAGCCCGUCGAGUUCCUCCCCUCCGCCCUUCCAUUCCUCUUCUCUGCUUCUCUCCGCAUCCGAUUCGCCUGCAGCGAGCGAAAAGGAAGGCGGGGGAACACCUGAGGGCGGCGCCGUGCGAGACGGGCGGGACGAGGACAGAGCCCUGGAGUCGAGGCCGUCGACGGUUCUGUCCCGUGCCUCUCUUCCCCCUGGAAAAGACUCCCUGUGUCUUUUGGCCGUGUCUCUCCAGCGCCUUCCGUCAGUUGCUGCUCCGCGUCUGCUUCGGGCGCUCCUCGGAAUCCACGAGGGUCGGUCUCCUCUCGCGCGUUCCCACGCCCCGUUACAUCACCAAAGUGUCCCUUCUCGACGCGUGGCUUCUCGCGCCUCGUCCUUGGCUUCUCUGGAGCGAUCGCCGCCUACUGAGACCAGCUGCGCUCGCCAUGCGAAGGACCCAGGUGCGUCUCCGUUGGGAGCCACGGUCGCCGCAACUGCGGUCGGAGGCGAUGGGGCGGGAUGCGCCGGCGGGGCCCGGGCGUCUCUGCGGUUGGCUGCGGCGUCCCGCGGCUCUGUCUCCUUCCACCGAGGAUUUACGCCGGCCGAAGGGGACACUCGAGCGACGGAUUCGGCGGCUUCGAGCCGGCAGGCCCUCGUCACUCAGCCGUCGGCGUUGGAGGAGGAAGCCCGGAGAGGACCCGCAGGAGGCUGGAGGGACACAGAUCGCAAGUGUCUCCUCGGAGACCGCACUGUGGGGGAGACGGCUGCGAUUGCGCAUACCCUCUUCAGUCGAACGGUCUACAAGAGACGCCUCGGCGGCGCCCGGUUCGGCCGGCCAGGUGUCCUUUUCGAGAGGAUUCCGCAGUCUCGCGACAGAAGCACAAGCGAGUCGUGCUGUCCAUCGCGCACGCCUUCGUUUCUGUGUUUUUCGGAAGAACGACUCGAAGAGGGCGGGACGUUUCGCCGAGAGAGGGAACCGAACGCCCGCAGGGUGCCGCCAGUGUACGAGAAUUUCGGGUGCAUGCCGGCGUGGAAAGAGAGACGGGAAGAACUAGAGAGAGAGGAAGAACAUGCAGUCCCACAGCUGGACCUCGCUGCCCAGUUUCGUCUUGCGGGAAAGGAUCUUGCCAGUGAGACCCAACUGGUCGAUUCCCAUUUCCUCUCCUCGGCUUCUGCCGUUUCUCUCCAGCGUCGCGGAGCGUUUUUGCCCUCGCGUCUGCUGACGACUUCGAGAUGCCUCUCACGGGUUCCGAGUGCAAAGAAGCCGUCCGCCGCUGGACUCCAGAGACAGGGAUCACAAGGACGCAUCGAGCCAGACCGCAGCGCGCCCUGUCGGAUGGAGGGCCCUUCCAGCGCCGCUGUCCAGGGACGCAGUGGGACAGGGACUGUGUCUUCUUCCUUCGCCCUCGCCGAUUCCUGUCUGCCUUCCAGCGUAGGAAGAGAGCGGGACGCACCCAAGGAGGCUCUCUGCUUCCUCAGGGAAUGGACCGAGGCGGGAUCCGCAGCCAGUCGCGCGGGUCGUCUUCUGUCUGAGGCGCAAGCCGUUGGUACCGUCGGUACACUGCCUGAGCACCCUUUUUCUCUUUCUUCGGACGCUUGUCCUCUUCCCGCUCUCGGCUCGCUCGCGGGGUCUUCGCGGACGGCUGCUGGGCCCUGCCCCGAGAAGUCUUUCCUGCUUCACCUUCUCGCCCGCUGGGUCCGGUGCCUCCUGGGCGAUGCGACCGCGGUCGCGCCGCAGGCGAAGGCUCUCAUGGCCUUGGCCUUCCCGGGCCCGGGCUCCAGCGCGUCGCUCCGGGGAAGUGCUCCCGCAGGUGCCCGAGCGAAGACUGGCUCGGGCCGUUUGCAGGCACAGGGCGAGAGACAGGAAAGAGAUGCACGAGACGCGACACAGAGAGGCGAGCCUCGGGACGAAAACGCCCGAGGCGCCUGCGUGCCAUCGUCUUCUUCGCCAAUCUCAACUUUUCGUGCACCUGCCGAGGUCGGACGAGUCUGUGGCAUCGCGGCCUGUCUCUCGGGAUGUCUUCGCCUGGGCGUCUUGGCGGAUUUGGGAGACACCCCUCUGCUGCAGUCUCAGUUGGUGUCCAACCUGUUUGCUCUCGCCUCGCUUCUCAGUGGAGACGGGCAGCCCCAGGCGCUUGCGGAAGAUCUCCUUACCUCCCUCUUCUCGCGAGUCUUCUUCGCUGCCUCUCGUCAUGGCUUCUCUGCACAGACGAGUCUUCCUUCUUCUCCGCCUUCUUCGUCUUCGUGUGGUGGCGUUCAUCGCUGCGUGUUGGGGAAGGCCCCGACGGGGCGCGAUCCAUGUGUGAGCUGUUUUUCGCGCUUUCUUCAGGCCUGCUUGCAGAACCCAUCCGUCAGGCCCCAACAGCGUCUUCUCCUUCUAUGUUUCUCGGAGUUGCGGGAGUUAGCUCUUCUCUUUCUCGCCGGCGUCGUCGCUCGCCGCCCGCCCCUCGCCCCACCCUGCAGCUGCGCCCCGGCUGUGGACGCCCCGCGAGAGACACCUGGAGACAGAGACGCUUUCCAACUUGCUCUUCGCGGAGCGCAGCGAGGCGGGCCGGCAGCCCUUCUAGGGACUACUGAAAUGGCGCAGCAACUCUGCGGAAUGUUGACCGGCCUUUUCCAAAACGAAGUCUUCCUGUCUCUGCCUGGGUGGAGUCCGAGAGAGACGAAGGAAUUGCCCCACGGGGUUCUCACCAACCUCGGGAAAUCUGCCGCACUCAUCCCCUCCUCUGCUUCGCCCCUCGCUUCUUCCGUGGCUGCGAUGAAUGCGGAAACGAACGCUUUGGCUGCGGCGGCUGCCGCAUUGAGCGGCCGAGUCUAUACUUGGUGGAUCGAAGGCGUUUUUCUGCGGGGCGCUCUCGCCGCCAGUCUUCUCCCGGCUCUCGAGCUUUGCCUCGCCCAUCCUGUCUCUUCCCCUGUCUCUUCCCCUGUCUCUUCCCCUGCCUGGCCGCUGUCCGUGCUGUCGGGUGGGGCGCCUCGGCCCCCCGCAGGCGCGUGGUCCAGAAGCGCGAGAGCGGAGCAGCGAGGCGAGGGGAACGGAGGCGCGUGGGAGACGAUGCAUUUUUCAGGACAGGAAACACACUGGGAAGUCGGGGCAAGAGGGGAAGAGCCGACGUACAACGGGUUCGUCGUUUUCGUCGAUGUUGUUGUGAGCAUGAGCCUCGAUCUGGUCAAGCAACAGGAAUGCCUCAUCCGUUUGAGAAGGCGCGCAAGUCGGUGCGGAAGUUCUGUUUCUUCUCUCGCGUCUUCGCCUGUUUUGCUCCCUUCCUCUCUCGCUCUUGGCUCGCCGCAGUCGCCUCGUGGACGGGGCGAUCUGGCCGGCCUGCGCCCGUCGCCCUUUUCACAAGGCGACCAAGGAGACAUGCUGACCCCCGGAGGAGACACGGGGCUCGCCUUCGCGCACCGAUGCCGGCUUCUGUCGUUCGCAGGGCUGGCGCUUGCAGGCGCUGUGGCGACAGAGACGAACCUGCGCGAGACGCAGCCUUGGGCAGCUCAGGGGAGAGGGACGACGGACAGCGCGUCCUGGAGUCUCGGCGAGAAGGAAGUCUCGCGGAAGAAAGAGCGACGAGGCGCUCUCGGUCUCCUCAGUCUCAACGGCGUGCGACGAUUCCUCUCCUCUCUUCUGUCUUCCUCGAGACGGACGACGGGUUCCGUGGCCUUUGCUGGCACGCGAAAGCCGCGCAGAGAAGGGAGAGAAAGCAGCGAAGAGAGAGAGCGAGAAGAGAGAGAAAAGGCAGGAGAGAGAGAAGAGGAAUGGAUAUGGCAGGGAGAAGGAUGGGAGAAGGCCCAGAGGCGAAGAAACGCUGCCUGCGACCAGUUGGUGGCGUGCGGCGUCGCUGGCCUUCUCCACGGGCUCGUCGCGCACGUUCCGAGGUUGCUGAAAACGCGACACGACAGCCGCGACAAGGGCAACGUGGACGCGGGAAGUCAAGGACGCGAGCCUGUGAGAGGAACGCGAUGCCAGGUGCCGACAGCGAAGGAGCGAGAAGGAAACGGACGCGGCGAUGGGCUUCUUGAGAAUCCAACGCGGGGCGCUGUUGAACUUGUUCUGGCGACUGUCUUGGAGGACAUGCUGGUCCACUCAAAGUGCCGGGUUCUUCUCGCGCUCCUCCGAGGGCCGUGCUUCCUGCAUCUUCCGGACGCGCUCUCCGUUCUGGUUUUUCUUCUUCAUCUUCUCGAGCACCAAGUUUUCCUCCUCUCUCUCUCGCUCGCUUCUUCGCUCGCACCCUCUUCUCUGCCUAUUCCUUGCUCUCCCUUUCUCUGCCGGCGCGAAGACGGAACCUGCUGCGGAGAGGCAGACACGGACCCUGGCAGCGAGGACAGACUGCUCGAGCACGAAGGAGAGGAAGACAAAGAGCAGACGGAGGACAAAGCAGAGAAGCGCGCAAAGGCACGGUCAAAACAAGAGGCGACAGUUUGUGGAGAAGCCCCAGGAAGCGUUGGAGAGGAAGACACGCAUGCAAGCGGCGGCUCUGCGUGCCUGUUGCGACUUCUUUCUCUGUAUCUUCGUGACCCCGCGAGAGGGGGGAAAUUGUUCGCUGAUCUCUCGGGCCUUCUCGAGUGCAUUUCCUGUCUCCUGCGCACGGUACUCCAGGGCCAUGAACGACAGUGCCCGUCCGCGCCAUCUUCCGCUGGCCUCCAGUACGUCUCCAGUCUUCUCCGCGUCCUCUUCUUCCGCCUCGUGUGUCUCUGCUGCUGCGACGGAUGGACCGUCUGGGCGCCUUCUCGCUCGGCGGCCUCGCCACGCCGCGGGAGAUCGGCAGGGCGAGGAGACGAAAUGCAGGAAGACUGCGAAGGACGGUCCCGACGGCAGAGGGGACAGGCGGAGCGACACAGAAAACAGCAACUCUACGUCUCUCUGUUCCCCGUUUGGAUGAAGCGAAGGAAGGCGGGACGCAAAAGAGGUCCAGACAGGGAAACAGGCGAGGCGACAGGAGUGGAAGCCGGCGACGCAGCAGCCGAGGGCCCAGGGGAAGGUGUCCAACGCGUAAAUGCCCACGCCGCGUAUGAGAUCUCCUGGCUGCUCCUGAAAGAUUUUCAGCCGCUUCUUCUUCUUCUCCACGCUGCAGCGGAGAGAACAGACGAAGGAAGGCCUGGCCCUGACACGCCAGAGCCAGAGAGGGUGCUGUUGAUGACACAACUUGUCGCGCUCUUCCACCGUACCCUGUUUGUCGUUCUGCAUGCGUCGCUCAACGCGACGGCUCGUCUCGCCCUCCCCUCUCGCCCAGACGCGGAGAGAAGACAGAGCGAGGAUCCCCAGGGCAGCGCGCCUGCUCGAGUGGCGAGCGGGUGCGGGCGCGAACGCCCGGACGAGGCAACAGAGCCGAAACUGCCGGACUGCGAAGGGAGAGAAGAGGAAGCGGAGGCGGCGCCGGCGAGGUGGAAGGCAAAAUCGCUGUUUGCGUUCCUAGAUCGAGGCAAGAAAGACAACGUCAACGGAUGCCCCUUCUCGGGCGUUCAACCACGCGCCUCUCGGGAGUCCCGAGAAGAGCGAGACACUUCCACGCGUGACUCGGGCCUUAACGCGUCCGGCGCUUUCCAGGAAAAGCCGCGGGAGCGACGAAAAGAGCGGUCAAAAGGCGACGCUUUUGAGCGCGACGAAGCACGGGAAUUUCGACGCUUCCUCGCGACGCUUUCCCCCGCGGGCCCGCACGGCCUCCCAGCAACCUUCCGGCCUCUGUCCCCGUCUUCCCGUGAGGCCGCGGCAUUCGUUGUCCGCGAGCAGCUGUUUCUGCUGGGAAGGAGCCUGGCGACGACUCGAGCUUCGUCGCGGAUCUUCUCGGAGAUGCCGGGCGUCUCGGAGAAUCUGCGAGAUGCGAGAGGGCCGGGGCGAGAGAGGCGGCGCCGCGGAACGGACAGCUGCAGCGAAGCAGGCAGGGAGAGAAGAGCGAGCUCCGCAGAGGGUGCGCGGCGACUCGCCGAAGUCGCAUGCAAACAGGCGGCUGCACAGAUCUGGCUGCUCGUCGCGCGCGAGCGGGCCGCGGCGCUUCUGGGAGCGGCGGGGGCUGCUGCGCCCGAGAGUCCGCCGCUUCGACGGCGCGCGUCCUCGCAGGCUUCCGCGCUGUCUCUUCCGCCGCUGUCCUUCUUCUCGCCUGCGCCAGGAAAGAGCCUCUCGGAAGCAGGCGCGCAGGCGCGCCGCCCAGAGAGAGGAGAGACAGCCUGGCCGGCGAGCCGGGCUGUGCGGCUGAGGCAGCUCCGGCGAGUCGACGCGAUCUGCCACGAAGAGGGCCUCCUCCAACUCGCGGCGUGCCUUUCCCCCUGGUCGCUCACCGUCGAGGACUGCAGGGAAAAAGAAGAGGAAGAAGACGGAGAAGAAGAGAGAGCGGAAGAAGAAGGGGGAGGAGACGAGGAGGGAGGAGAUGAGGAGGGAGGAGAUGAGGAGGAAGAGGGGGAGAGAGAGGGAGAGGGGGAGAGAAAGCGCGAGAGGAAGAGGAAGAAGCGGCGGGUGGUAGUCGCGCGCGACGUGCCGCAGGAAGAGAGGCUGCCGUUGCCUGCGUUUACGCGCGUUGAAGGCGAAGGCGUGACCAAGGGAGAAGUCCGGCGAGAGCGUGCGCGGGGCUUGUUAAAACAGAUUCUACUCGCCAUGGUGCCUCCCGCAGCGCGGCCGUUCGCGGAGACUCUGCCGCUCGCCUUCCUCUGGGUUGCCGUCGCUGCGCAGCAGCUCUUCCAGCGGCGAACUGAGCACUUUUGCAGUUGCUCGGUCUCUGCGUUCUCGGCCUUUCUUCUCGGGUCUUCGCGCGUGGAACUCGCCCUUCUGGACGAAGCAGCGGCUGCUCAGUCGCCUUCCCAGGCGGCACGCGACUCUCUGCUGAAAAAAUCCCGCGCAUCGCUUUUCCACCUCCAAGCAAAGCUGGCAGAACUCGCGGCCGAGCGCUGGGUCCUCCGCCUUGAACGAGGAAGCGCCUCAGCCUCUCUCUCAGUCGGAUGGCCUCUCCCCCAAUCCACUCUCGCUUCGCCGCCUUCAAGCGGCAUUUCUUCUCUGUCUCCCCUUUCUCCCCUUCCUCCCCUUUCUUCUCUGUCUCCUCUCUCUUCUCUGUCUCCUCUAUCCGCUCUGUCUUCGAUUCUUUUGGGAGACGGGCAGAGACGCGAGCAGGCGACAGAACGAGGAGAGGGCGAGCCUGCGCUCGUCCUCGCAACGCUGAUGGGGACCGGACAGGCGUGUGGAGUUUUGCUGCGCACUCUCCAAGACCUCGUCCGCUUGGCCCUCGUGCCGUGCGCGCUCGCCUCCACUCUGUGUGAUCCGCCCCCCUUCGCCGUUUCCUCCUUUUCCUCUGCCGACUCUUUCUCGGCCGCGUCGUGUGCCUCUUCGCCUUCCGGUUCGCCUCGGCCCUCGCCCGCGGGGUCUCUGGACCGCCUGGCUGCCGUUCAAAAGGACAUCGAAAAAAAACAGCACUGCGUCCUCUCGCUCCUCUCACGCCUCUUUCGAGUCGUCCCUGCUCUCCUCAACUCAGUCGACGCGGUCGCGGCUCUUGUCCAGACCUUCGCCGUCCUGGGGGAGUCUCUGCAGCUCGUCGCGACCGCGUUCGAAGAAGUCCCCAUCCCGAGGCUGGACGCGAAGAAGAGACGCCAGUUGCUGAAAGAAGACUUGAGGCAGCCGCGUGGGUUUCUCUCAAGAGCGACGUCGUACCUUCUGCCCGUGGCGACGCCCCACGUGCCGAUCUGUACUCUGUUUCACCGUCGCUCCUGGUCGGCCGCCUCCGCUCGCUCCAGGUUCACGAACUCCUUGGCUGGAGCGGAUCCCGCCGGUUCGUCCGCCUCCGCGACGGCCUCCGCGACCGCUUCCGCUCCCCUGCCUUCCUCUGUUCUGCCUUCUUUCUUUCCGUCUCCCUCGUCCGAGUCUGGGCACCCUGCCUCGCAAGUCUGGGGCCUUCCGGCCCCGAGCGCCUCGUCGCCUCUCGGGAGAGGCUCGCAGAGCGUCCACGGCGCGUCUUCCUCGUUCAGCUGCGCGACUGAGACCAGCAAGAGGAGAAAGACGAACGGGCUCGGCAAGAAGAGGGGCUUUUUGGACGCGCCUUUCCAGGAUCCAGCGACGCAAAGAGUGCUGCAAGUCCUCCACGCCUCACUCCUCGCGCUCUUCUCCUCCCUUCGGCUCCUCAUCGACAGACUCGGCCUCGCCGUGUGGACCGAGUGUAUGCUCGCGAAAACGCGGGAAAGCGACGCUGCCGCUCAACUUCUCUUCCUUCUCGCGACUCUCCUCGCAGAGAAAAGACGGGCAAAGCCCGCCGUUCCUGCUCCGGCCUGCAGCAGCUGUCCCGUGGCGCCUGUUGUGUAUCUCGCUUGCUGCGGAGACGAGAGAGACGGCGGCGCAGAGAGAGCGUGUGACCCCUUCGACGAAUCCUCGCCGCCGUCCUCGUCUCCGCGGCUGCUGCCUUUUCUGGCUUCGCCGCUGUCGCCCUUCGCCAGUCGUCCGUUCUUCUCUCGCCAGGCUCGCGUGCUUCCGUUUGUGAGCGGGAGAGGCGAGAAACAGCGGCGCGACGGAGCGAGGGGAAACUCGGCUCCGAGCCCGAAAGCACACCCACACGGACAAGAGAGAGAGAAAGCAGGCGCGCAGCACUCGGCUUCUCUCGCGUCUUCGCAUCUGUCCCAUUCGCCGUUCGGAGAUCGGAAGUCGUCUUCACUUGCCGAUUCUCUUCUUUCGCCCGCGUCGUCCCUCCCGGCGUGGUCCUCGAGCAGCGAGAUUUGCGUCCAGAGUGAACAGCGAGCGAAAACCGUUCGGAGAGUUGCCGCGGAACCGGAGCGCGGCGCAGGCGGCUUUUCCGGCGAACCUCGAGGCCACGCAGACUCCCGGCACUUGUGUCCGUGCUCGUGCACGCACUGUUCAUCCUCUCUUUCCUCGGUCUCUGAGAGAGCGGGAGAAGAGCGCGUUUGGAGUGGACAUUGUGCCGGCGAGGCGGAGGGGAAGGCGAGGGACUGGGGAGAACAGCGUGAAGAAGCGCUGCUCGCACAAACCGUCCAUGCGUCUCUUUUCCCCCAGCAACCGGAGCUUGUCAUUUUUCUCCCUGCCUCGCUCUUGACUCACCCCAUGUCGACGUUUUCUCACGGGAACAGUCACGAACGCAGUCCGUCUCUGAGAAAAGGGACGGAUUUGUCUCUCGUGGCGUCUCCUCUCUCUGCGGCGCGACUCGCUCCGGCUGGCCGACUCUCGCACGCCUCCCUUCCCGGACGAGAAACGCAGGACCGAGACGACGCUGAGGGAGAGAAGGGACAGCCAGAGCGAGACCCGAGACAGACGGAAGAGGAACGAAAAAAAGAAGAGGGAGAAAACGGAGCGGGAGGAGAGGGACGAGAAAAGGGAGAUGGAGGAGAGGCGGGGAGAGACGAGGAAAGACCGGGAGAGCCCGCUCGGUGGUCUGGCCAAGAAGGAGAGUCGAGUUCUCCCGCGCGAGACCAAGCUUCUGUGUCGUGCCUCCAUGGCAACGGGGCAGUUUUGAGUGUCGCGAGUUCCGACGGGGGCUGUGGGGAAGCAGAAGGAACAGGAGCGCGCGAGGAGAUUAAAGGCGAAAAACGCGAAACAGACGAACGCCAAGAAGCGAAUUGGAGGUCGGAGAGUGACGCUGCCUCAAUAGGGCCUUGCAAAUUCUCGCUGCGUCUGUUGCCUCUUUCGGCGCCUUCGCAGAUCGGCACUGGACGGAACCCUCACCUCGUCUACUAUCUCGACGGCGAUGGCAAAAGGGACGUCUUCACUCAUUUGAAAGCCCAGCCCGUGCGCGUCCUCCGCGUCCACUCUAGCUCCUCUUGCUGUGGGCGAUCUGGGAGGAUCGGCGCCUGUCCCUUUCCGGGUGUCUGUGGAGCGUCGCUUCCUCCCCAGGUCGGGGCGGUCGUCGAGGCGGCGCUAGCAGGCUUCUGGGAACGCGAGAAGCGAAGGCUUGAACACGAGCGGCGUAGGCGGGAGGUCUCGGAGCAGUUCGCCGUCGCGUUUCUUCUUCAGCUCUUCUCUGCUGGGCUUCUUCGCGGCACUCCGGCGAAGACGCCCUUUGACCUCCUGAGCGUCGUGCAGAGCUACAGCCUCCACAUGGACGCAGUCCACGAGAAGCUACGUGAGACCGGCGAGAAGCGAAGAGAAGAGAAAGGCCGCGAAGCGGAGAGGAAAGACGAAAGAGAGCGGAGACGCUUCACGCUCAACCGCCACUACCACUGGGCCGCUCGGGUUGCGUGGAAAAAGACGCAGUCCUCAGGGAGCGCAAACGGGGCCGAGGCACGGAGAGCCGCGUCCGACGAAGAGGUGGAGACGUCAGCGAUCGAGUGCGAUUCAUACCUUCCGCCACCACCGCCUUCCUCGCCGUCGCUAGGUGACUUGCCGCGCAGAGACAGCACAAAUAUAUCCCUGCAUGCGGAACGCGGAGACGACGCGCAGGCCGAGGAGGCGGGGGAGGCGAGAGGCGACGGGACGCGCGGGCCUCUUGGGAGGCUUCCGAGCGACGAGGACAGGGAAGGGGAAGAAAGAAGCGAAGCGUUGCGUCGCCACUCCGAGAUCACCAGGGCGACGCUGCGGCCAGCAGCGUUAGCGAACCUAACCGCCCUGGUUGACGAAUUCGUCCUGACGACUCUGCCGCUCGCUUCCACUUCGGUCUUUUCGCGCGAGACCCUCGCGACAGUCUGCUGGCAGAUCCUCCUGUCGCAUGCCCCGCCCCUGACGCUUUCGAACGGCCUUUUCUGUCCCGGGGAGGCCCCGCUCGAGCGUCGCCGUGGCGCGUCUGCUCCUCCUGGCCCGACCGGGGCCUCUGCCUUGGCCGCCUCGCAACCUUCUCAGCCUGAACGUUUUUCGUUGUGCUCGCGACCGUCCAGCCCCGCGCGCGAAGACACCACAGCACUUGUCGUGUCUGUGCCUGCGACAUGCGUCAAGACGCCCCCGCCUCCCGUUGUGGCGCCAGCAGCCCUCGCCGGGACCGGCCUGGGUCUGUUCUUCCAGGCUCUGCUCAUCCGGGGGGUUCUUGCGAAGCGAGAACAAACAGCUUCGUGGAGUAGCCGAGACGGGAGCUGGCGGCGCGCUGGACAGCCGUUCACCUUCACCUCUUCUUUCCACGCGCAGGACGCUCUCAGAGACUUGCGACGCCUCGCUUUCCUGCUGCGCUCCGCCACUUUGUCGCCUCCUCUGGAGACGGGCGGAGACGCCGCCAGCUUCGCGUUGCCCGAGAUCGAGCACAUGCGCAGGCAGGAGGCCUGGAAGCGAUGCAAAGAAGAGCUGUGCGAGGCACUGAGGACGAGCGCUUCCUCGCUGUUCAGCCUCUUCUUUCCGCUGUCGCAAGCGCGUGUGGCGGCCGACAGCGACGCCCCGGAAGAAAGCGUGCAGGCUCAAGAGAGAGAUCUGUGUGGCGAGCAAUGCAGAACGAAGAACCAGCAGCAAGGCCGAGAGGAAGGGAAGGAAGUCUUGGAUUCCGCCUCAGGCGGCCGGCUCGCCAGUGCGACUCGACGCCCUUUGGAAGGCGAGGAAAAGGCAACGGGCGAGAGCGAAGAAAAGAGACGCAGCGCAGGGGUCGAGCGCGCGGAGAUAAACCCGCGAGGAAGCCAGGGAGACCGAGAGGGAGGAAAGGGACGCCGAGUGUCGUACGCUGUCUGUGAGGAGAAGGCUUUGGACUAUCGAUUACCACGCUUCAGCCUCCACAGGAAAGGCCGUGAACCGAGCGCGUCUCUCCGGGAAACCCCGAAACCGAGUCCUGUUUUCCCCGUCGAAACGGCCAUCCCCCGCGAACACGUUCGCGACCUCGUCGACCUCGCAUCGCGCCUCUCGCCCGGAGAGACGCUUCUGUGGCUAGCAGCUGGUGCAUGGACCGCCGCCCUCAAGACGCUCUCGACUUUGACCGCGUCGCCUCCGAGUUCCCCGAUGGCUCCCGGGCCGUCUCUCUCUCCCGCGUCCUCGGCUUCGUUUCCCCUUGCGAGGGCCGAGGCCCCGUCUCCGAGGGAGUUGAUCGCCGUGGCGGUUGCUGCGCUCGACCUGCUUCGAGGCGUUUCCUCGGCCUCCCAGGAGCCUGCCGCGCUGCCGCUGUCUCUUCCCGUCUGGCUCUGGCUGCGCCUGAUAUGCGAACUGGAGGGCGCCACACGGGCGCUUUCAGCGGCCGGCGGGGCGAGCCCCGGACCUCGACUUCCGGGCGAGGACGGAGACGGUCUCUGUGUCUCCGGGUCGCGCGGCGAGGCCCCGACCCGGCGAGACGUGCGGCCCCGGCUCGACACCGAGGCGAGAACCCCCCAGCUCGCCAAACAGACACCGGCCGGGUCGCGCUGUCUCCCGAGCAGCGGCCAGUCUAGCUGUGGCUUGGCGGCUCCUCGGUGUGGGGCUGUCUCUCCGCCGGCACGGGACGGGCGCGCGCCGCUUGCGAGGUUCUUGGAAGCAGAGCCCUUCUUCGCGUCGCUGCUUUCCGCGACCUGGAGGUGUAUGCACGCCGAUGUCUUGGACCGGCAGUCCGGCCUGAUCCUCGAUUUAGAGACGGCGGAAAGUCACCUCAAACGCGCGGAGCCAACAACCCCCGUGAUGACUGUCGAAGGCCAGGAAGUCGACGCGCCGUCUCCCUUCAACGUCGCUGCCUACUGGGGCUCUCUAGGCGUCACUUGGUCGGCCAAGGGGGCCUUUGCUCACCGGGUCUUGCCACGUCUCCAGGCCAUUCACCGCGACGUUCUUCUCGCUUCCUUCUUCUUCUCCCGCCUCGACCCUGGCCCAGCGCCCCUCCUCUUCUCGCCGCAGCCCGCCGUCGCUCCGCACGCCUCGCCGCUUUCUUCUCUCCUGCGGGACGCGCAAGUUGCGGCGACGCUCCACGCGGCUCUGGCUGCCCGACGAGCUGCGGUAGCCGCCACCGUCGCCUCUGUCGCGGCCGUGGUCGGGAGCGUGCGGGGACUCAAGCACCACGGAGCAGGCGGCGGCGCCAGGCGCCCUCUGGGCCGGCUAAAAACGUUUCUUCGCUCGGUGGUGCGGCGACCCCCCCGCCCUGCGUGCCGAGCUGCGUUUCCCGAUCUGUUUCUGUUCGACGCGUCUCUCGGGAGACAAGACUGCGUCCCGAGCCCGUGUCCCCUCCCCCGCAGCGGAGAGACCGGGAGUGAAGGCAGGACGCAGAAGGGCCGAAAAGCCAGGGACACGCCGAGAGAGUCUGCAGCAGACGAAGCUGCUCUGUUUCCGAAGCCGUCGACGUCGCCUUCCUGUUCCGAGAGAUCUCGGCGACUGCUGGCCCCCACAGUCGCGCUUCUGUCUCAGGCGGAGAAGGCCUUUGCCUGUGCGACCCUGGUGGCGACUUCUGUUCUCCUGUCCUCUGCCGCGCUCGCUCAAGAUUUCCGAUCCCCCGCCCACGACUUCCUGGCUCACCUCGCGACGCGCGCGCACGCGCGCCGCAGCUGGGGCUCGCCGGUCUCCGAGUGGGCUGCACAGAGUUCGUCGAGCGGUCCCUCGCACUCGCCCUGUGCAGUGCAUUUUCUCUUUCUGCUUCUCCUGGAGGCUUUCCGGGAACCGCUGCCUCCUCGGCCGCCGCUCGCUGGCGCCCCCGCGUCGGCGAAUCUGGACGAGAAGUUCCGCCUCUUCUUCUCGCCGCUCUCGCCGACGUCUCUGUCUCCGUCGGGAAGCCGAGCGAGGGAGGAGGAGCGAAGCUCGAACGACGAGAGAGAGAAGGCAAAGCCACGUGAAAGCAAGGAACGAACGCCUUUCCUGUGGCCGCCGAAAGUGGAGAUAUGCGUGCGCGGCCCGUCGGCAAUGUCUCUCGGUUUCGGCUCGGCUUCUGCGCUUCUUCUGCCGCUCCUGCCGCCUGCCGUCGCGGCGCCCCACCCUCACGCGCUUCGCCCCGCGACCUGUCCGCCUCGAAAGACAAAGUCCGUGAUUGGAAGCUCGGGCUGUCUCCAUUCGCACGUCGCUGCACUGUCGGCCUCGUUCGUUGAGGCCCAGCAAGAUAGCUGGGCACUGCCUGCAGCGGUGCGGAAAGGCGAAGAAGGGUGGAUGGGCGGCAAGCGAGGAAGAAGCGAGAAAGCCAGCGGGAGAGAAAACGACGGACCGGGAAGAAGAGAUAUCGAUCGGUCGGGGUCUUGGCGCUGUCCGUCGGCGAGACUCGGAGCGCAUGCGUCUUCUCUCGCGCCGUCCUUUCUUCUCUGCACGUUUGGCACCGGAUGGUACCACUCCGCCCGCAGACUCGUAGCGGACGCCGUCGCUCUCUCGCUGGCGGACACGACAGGAAAGGCCCAGGAAAGACGAGAAGAGAGCGGAAACGGAGGGCCUUGCUUGCCGGCCAGUUGCUCCUGCCGACUGUGCUUCUUCUUGGAGAGUCGGCGGUCUGUGGCCGCAGCAGGCUUCGGCGCGCUCUUGGCGUUCUUGAGCAGACCCGCCGACGAGUUGUAUCUCGCCUCGUGCCACUGUCCACUUCACCUCGCGUCCUCCUUCUCGCUGUUUUCUCCUGCGCCGGGGGAGGCGCCCGGCGAGGCGGCGCGGAAAAAGAAAGACCCACACAAACUGGCGACGCCGGCGUCGGCCAUCCGCUUCGCUGGAUGUUCCGCGCGAGAGGCGUCUCCGAAACAGAGUCCGUCGCCUCCGUCUCGACCCUCGUCUGCGGCGAGUCCGUCGCGGGCUUCUCCCCGCUCGCUGCUGCCUGCCUGCUACUCUUCGCCGUCCUGCGCUCGCUCCCUGGCUUUCUUUGCGCGCGCGUCUCGGUGGAUGCAUGCACGCGACGAAGAGGACCACCACGCGAGACAUCAGUUCCUCCAUCUCUCGCAGUCGCUUCUUCUUCUCCUCGGCGGGCAGCGUCGCCUCGGCUGGGCGGCCCUAGCUGCCUCAGACGAUGCGGCGCUCCGAGAGGCGGCUACCGCCGACAGCGGAAGACGCAGAGAGGCGGUGCGUGGGAAAAGAAGCAAGACAGAAGGCGAGAAACGAACAAGACCGGAGGCUCGCACGCACUCCCUGUCGAGACGCGAGACGCGGGAGAAGGGACACUUAACUCGGUGGAGCCUCGACGGCAGCACAGGCCGAGGGGCGAUUCGGCAGAUUUCUAACGGCCAGAUGACGCCCAGUGUCGCUCUGUAUCCUGCUCCCACCUGUAUCUUCCAGCUGCCGGAGUGGGUGUCUUUCCAAGCAAGGCUCGGCGGCCAGCAACCCCCGCUUGCGUCUAUUUUUUUCGCGCAUUAUUCAGGGACAUCCGACGCAGGAAAGCGCGACGCUGGGCCUGGGGAGGCAUCGAACAGCGGGCUUUUCCGCGCUGCCGCCUGCCCGAGCCGUGGGGCAUCUGGCCCAUACAUGCAGCUACCGGUGUGUCUGAUUCACUUGUUUCUCCACGACGAAAUCGAGAGGGUUCGCGCGUGGACGUCAACCCUCAGCCCUAAACCCGCCCAAAGGUUAGCCGCACCUCGGGCGUCGCUGAGGCACGAAACUGCGAGAGAGAAUAAUCCUGUGGGGGCUCCGCGCUGCCCGAAGGGCCUGCUCCAUGCCCCCGGGCAGAGACCACCCGAGAGCGAGGCACGGAAGAAUGCAAGAGAGGAAGCAAAUGCGGAGUGGCGAGAAGGCAGUUGCACGGACAAGAACAGAGGGAGAGGCAGAGGCAGCCGCAAGUGGAGGGUGAAGGCGAAGCCCGGCGGGGCGAAGAGGCGACUAGGAGGUUUGCUGGCGAGAAAGAAGACCCCGCACGCGAAAUCAUGGGAAAGCAAGGAAGGCUGGAGAAAAGGGGCGGGGCCCAAGCCGCGGUCGCGCCUCGCCUCGCUGUUCCGCAGUCGCGCCUCCCCGACGUCUCGCUCGCUUUCGUCUGGGGCCAAGCGAGACGCUGGCGCAGCGAUAGCGGCCGAGACGCGGCGGUACGAGAUGCGGCGGGUCGAGGGAAGGGCGAAGAGGGAGAAACGGGAAGAGGAAGGCAGGAGCCGAGCAGCCUCGCGCCGCAGCAGCACCUUUUCCGAGGUCUCCGCGCUCGACUGCAUCCUCCAAGGCGCUGACCUUUGCCUGAUCGCCGCCGCCGUGCAGAGGUUUCGGUGGCCGCCGGAGAUUCUCAGAGAAACCGCGACGCUCCGACACCUCGAGACGGCGCUACCGUGCGACGCCUUCUUGGCGGACUCCGUAGCGCACUCAAAAAGCAGAAAUUACUCAGACUUGCUCUGGCGAUUUCUUCUACAGUACUUGGGUCUGCUGUCUUUUCCGACCCCCUCCGAGGCCUCCGCCCUGGCCUCGCCGCUCGUGCCUUCCCUCAGCUCCCCGCGCUUCUUCAGGUGGAAGAGCCAGACAGGCCUUCCGCCGUCAGGCGUGCCCGCUGUCUUUCCGGAGAUUGCGGCGCGGCUUCUGAUCUAUUCCGUCCGGUUUCCACUCGCGUUUCUUCUCCAAAUCCUCGCCCCACACGCGACCGCCUCCCUGGCUUUGGGCGCGACGGAAAUCCCGGCCUCGGCGGCGGAGGCGCGCAGUCGGCGCUGUCUCCGUUUCUGUCUCUGGUUGUCUCCACCCGCUUCCCCCGGGCCUCUCCGCGGGGCCUCGCUGGCCAGUCGGACAGGCGGGGACGCGUGGGAGGCGCCGCCAGGCGAUCUGUUGGAUCCACGCCGUCACCUGCAGAGAGCGACGAACGGCAGAAAAGGUCUGUUUACGCGUGUCGUUCGAGAGCGUCAGCCUCUUUCCAGGAGACAAAGAGACGCGAGAAGAGUGCGCCUCGGGAAGCGAGACCCACCGCGAGCGUGGAGCCGUGCGGACUGUGCAGUCGCCUUCUCUCCUUCUUCACUCCUCAGCGCUGGCGCCUUCGUUUCUGUCCUUCGCAUCUGCGCCGCGCGAGGCCUCUCCUUCUACCCUUCUUCGCUGCUGGAUCGGACACUCCUCCCGCAGCUGAUUCAGCUGAUGCGCGUCGACGUCGGCCGUGCCAUGGAGGCUCUUCUUCUCGACGAGGCGACGAGGGUGAAAGAAGACGGCGAGGGCAUUGGACUUCCCGAGGCGUUUCAAAUCGCCGCGGAGGCUGCUCCAGGACGCACCGACCCUUUGGCGGGAAAAUGCAUGCGUCUCCAGCUUGCGCUUUUGAUGGCGCUCCCCCCCAAGAGACGCGAAGUCCUUCGACGCCAGUACACGUUCUGGGACGCCCUCGCUGCUCUGAGUGGAAAGGCGAAGCGCCAACCCCCCAGCGAACGAGGCGCUUUCCUCAAACAGGAAAUCGAACGCACUGUGAGGUGCACAGAUUUGUCGGAUAUGACGAUGCCUCUCGACCCUUCGCGCCUUUUGGUGCGUGUCCUGAGUGAAACAGCAGUUCCCCUGCAAUCUGCCGCCAAGGUGCCCUACGCUCUCACCUUUGAAACGCGGGCGCUGAGUCCGGGCAGCGCCACGCAGCCUUCUGGCGACGCGCAGGAGCAAGUAUCGAGGGUCACGUGCAUUUUCAAGAUGAACGACGACGUGCGCCAAGACCAGCUGGCCCUUCAAAUCAUCCAGAUUGCAGCCGCCGCGUUCAACCGUGUCGGCGUCGACCUUUGGGUCCGGCCGUACAAAGUGGCAUCGAUGCGCGUCGCCUCCUCGUCGGUGCUCUCUCUGCCUUCUUCCUCUGCGAGCCUGUCGACUCCGCCGACAGAAAGGCCUUCUUCGGCGCCACAACGCAGGGCGGUCUCGUCUUCGCGAAGCUCUCGAGUCGCGUCUUUGCCGUUCUUUUCGCGGGCCUCUUCGCGUGCGGUCGCGUCGGCGCUGCGGGGCGCCCCCGGCCAGAGCUCGCGGAGGAACGCGCAGAAACAACAGCCGCACCCAGCGACAGGGGAGGCCGAGCAGGAGGCGUUCGGUUUGGAGAAUCGAAGGGCCGGGAAAGCUGGGACGGAAGCGAAAGGGGUGCCCAAGUCUGCCUCGUUUUCGGAUCAGUCGUCAGCGCUUGGCGGCCUCAUCGAGUUGAUUCCCAACACAAUUUCGAGACACCAGAUCGGAAGGAAGUUCGGCUGUUCUCUGCCUGAGUUCUUUUCGCUGGUUUUCGGCAACAGUCGCGAACGCGAGGUGGAAGGCGAAGACACGGAAAACAGAGAAGCAGAAGGAAACGACAGAGAGAAAACGGGGUGUUCGGAUGCAAACGCCUGGUUUGUGCCGACGCCGAACCCGGAGAGCAGAGGGACGGCGCUCUACAACAUGGCUGUGAAGAACUUCGUCAAGAGCCUCGCUGGCUACGCCGUCCUCUCCUACAUUCUCCAGGUGAAGGACCGCCAUAACGGAAAUCUCCUGAUUUCUUGUCAGUCCGGGCGCGUCAUCCACAUCGACUUUGGUUUCGUCUUCGACAUCUCCCCGGGCCACGACAUGCAGUUCGAGAAGGCUCCCUUCAAACUCACCAAGGAAAUGGUCCAGCUCAUGGGGGGUCACAAUCGAACAGAAACCUUUCGGCACUUCACACACCUCUGUGUGCAAGGAUACCUCGUUCUGCGCGAACAGGCAGAUCUCAUCAUGACGUUGGUCCAGACGAUGCUUCACUCCGGCCUCCCUUGUUUCAAACGGCAGUCGCUCGAAAACCUAAAGUGGAGAUUCCAACUGGAUGCCUCCCCGGAGCAAGCCGCCGCAUUUAUGGAGGCGCGCGUCAUGGACGCUUACGAGAACUUCACGACAAAAGCCUACGACGUUGUUCAACAUAUCCAGCAGGGGAUUGAUUACUGA